AUGGGAGCUUUCAAAGUUUUGAUCGUCGUGACGCUUGUUUUAGCGCCGUGCGCUUUGGCCCGGCCUGGCUACGCUGUGGAUUACUAUGACCAUCCAAAAUAUGCCUUCAACUACGGUGUCACAGAUCAUUCAACGGGAGAUGUUAAGUCACAACAUGAAACUAGAGAUGGUGAUGUUGUAAAAGGUCAAUACUCGUUGGUCGAACCAGACGGCUCAGUGCGAACAGUGGACUACACAGCCGAUCCCGUGAACGGAUUCAACGCGGUCGUGUCAAAGAGUGCGCCGACGGUGCACAAAGCCGUGCCAGUGAUCGCCAAGCCAGUGGUGGUCGCCAAACCAUUGGUUUAUGCACCAGCACCAAUUGGUAACUAUGCCAACGAAAGGCGUUUAGGCAUCAUCCCGCCUGAUGUCGGACUUUGCCGAGGCGGCGAAGGAACCAUUAAACCAUUAGUUGGAGCUAGCCCAAAUCCGUGUAAAGACCUGUUUAAAGCACUCGGAGAAGGUGAUAGCUUUUUCCAUGUUGCUUCUAGCACAUGA
Ctenocephalides felis (cat flea) is the source of this 537-nucleotide messenger RNA. Its product is annotated as larval cuticle protein A2B-like. The record is from RefSeq and is a predicted model, not a curated record. Bases 1 to 537 code for a protein of 178 amino acids. The transcript has 5 exons. NCBI's taxonomy places the organism in Eukaryota, Metazoa, Arthropoda, Insecta, Siphonaptera, Pulicidae. Gene Ontology annotation, cellular component: extracellular matrix.